This is a messenger RNA of Auanema sp. JU1783, 924 nucleotides long. Lineage: Eukaryota; Metazoa; Nematoda; Chromadorea; Rhabditida; Rhabditidae. The record is from the annotation of a GenBank genome assembly.
AUGGAAGUAACUUAUCGUCGUAAUCCUACAAGAGCUACAUGGUCAAGUCUAAUUCAAUCCGCUUAUGAGUCAGACUAUUGGUCGAUGUCAGUAACAGAUUUACAACUGUGGAGAAAAGCAUUUGGGAAAAGAUUUGAAAUACUUGUAGCUUUUGAUCCUUCAUUCUAUCCCGUUGGCUGUAUCUGCGCCACUACCUAUUCACACCGAAGCUCCCCAAGUCGAACAACGUUUAUUGGCUUUUUCUAUGUUAUUCAAAGAUAUCGGGGAAAUGGAAUUGGAAACGAGUUAUUCCGUCAAAUGAUUUCUGACAAGAAAAACUGCAACUUGUAUUUGAACUCUUCUUGGACGAUGAUAGAGAAAUACCGUUUGCGAUACAAUUUUUCUAUUUCGACAGAUUGGAAGUUUCGAUAUUAUGAAGUGAACCCUGCACAUCUGCGGUUUACAAAUCCUCGUAUUCCCAACUCUUCGAAGAUUGUUAACUUGAACGAGACGAAUCUUCAGGGAGUUCUCAAAUACGAUGACACUUUCCACGAUCUUGAACGAUCGACUUUCAUGAAACUCUUUCUGACACAAGAUUGUGCUGAAACGAAAGUAGCUCAUGAGGGAGACAAUGUGAUUGGCGUAGGGACAGCUCGACUACUACCACAUGGACAUCUUUUCAUAGGACCUCUAUAUGCCAAAGAUCAGGAAAUUGCAAAAACUCUACUAUUGCAACUGAUAAGAGGUAGAUAUUAUGGAAGAUAUGUGAACAUUCAGUUUAGAAUUCCUACAACAAAUGAGAAUGCUAAACAGUUUUUAGAUGCCAUAAGUGGAGAACGAUGGACUUCCAACUAUUAUACAAUAGGUUUAUCCACACAAUCUCCAUUACUCGUGAACAUGGCACAAGUUUAUUGUAUUUGCGAAGAUGAUUUGAGUGCUGUCUAA